Penaeus indicus is the source of this 1730-nucleotide messenger RNA. Its product is annotated as protein LTO1 homolog. The record is from RefSeq and is a predicted model, not a curated record. Bases 212 to 610 code for a protein of 132 amino acids. NCBI's taxonomy places the organism in Eukaryota, Metazoa, Arthropoda, Malacostraca, Decapoda, Penaeidae. The transcript is spliced from 3 exons.
GUAAACAAACAUUCAACACGAGAAUCUUUACGUCAUGAUUGUAUUGUAUUUUAUUCCCCGUUUAUCCGAUAUUUCAUUGUUUGUAUGGUCUGAUUAGAGAAAUAUUUGGUUAGAUGAUAUUCUGGGUGAGAUAAGCAAGGAUUGUUAUUGAUUAUACAAGGAUUGUUAAUGGUGAUUAUCUAGAGAAACGAAGAAAAGAAAAUCGCACACAAUGAGCAGUGACGACCUUUUUGAUGCUGUUGACGCCCUUGAGCAACAGCAGUAUCAUGCUGGGGAGGAAGAAGGCUUAGAAGAGGGUCGUAAGAAGCACAUAAUGACAGGUGCUCUACUUGGAUGGCAGCAGGCAUGUCACAUCCAGCAGGAACUCUGUCGUAUCGAAGGACUUUUAGAAUCUCUGCUACUGAACUGCCAAUCAGACAUCAACCCCAAACUACAGAACCAAAUAGAAAAGCUCCUUGCGACCAUCAGGGAGAGUCCGAACUGGGACCCGGCAGAUGAGGAGACGAUGGAGGCCAAGCUCUCUGCUAUCCAUACCAAGAGUAGAUACAUCCUGCAGCGACUGAAAAUACCAGCCAAAGUUAUUGAUAGAAGUGUUGAUGGGGAUUUUUAAAGAGACGUAUUUCUGAGGGACUAAAACACAUCAGAAACAGAUUUUGCUCAGUAAAGGUAUUGGUUUUUAUUCAAACCUUUUUCUAGAUUUUCCAGUGAUUGGAAGGGAUGUGAUAUAAUGCCUAGUUCAAUGGAUAUUAGUACAGGUAAAUAUUCUUCUAUGGUUCUUGUUUUAUACCCCACAACUCAGUCUUUAAGAACUUCAUUUAUGUUUAGUGUUAUCUUGUUAACUCACUGGUGCCAGGUAAUCACAGCAUCUACUGUCUUUUUCUUCCACUAAUGUAGAAAAGGUAUGAAUGAGAAUGAAUAUCUUCACAUUACAGGAGAUGUAUUAGACUGGUUUUGAUUAUAUCUUUGUCAGAAAUCCAUGUAUUUCUGACAAAGAUAUAAUCGAAACCGGUCAAAUACAUUGUGAAGAUAUUCAUUCUCAUUCAUACCUUUUCUACAUUAGUGGAGCUUUCUAUUUCUCAACAUGAAUACGGUCCAUGGCUCCACAAGUGCUCAGCCACCAAGGAGCCAGUUAGUGAGCCUAUGUAUCCCCAGUUGAUUUUCUCUUUCCUUGAGAUAUCGAGAAGAAUAUAUAUUUUUUCAAUUGAUAUUGGUCUUGUUAUUAUUGUUGUUGGCAUUACAGUUAUUUGCUAUUGAAAUUAUUAUUUGUUAUUUGCAAUACUAACUGCAAUAACAAAUAAAAAAGAUUUUUCACAAAAAUCAAGGAAAAGGGUGAUCAUGUGAGCUAAGUAGGACUAGUAAGUGACUCCUUAGUAUUUAAGCAUUUGUGGAAACCUCUGUGUUUAAAGACAAUAAACAAAAAGACAUAGACAAGGUAUAUAUUCUUGCCACCCCAUCAACAGUGGAUUAAUGUCUUAUAUUCAGAUGACUUCCUGCAACAUUUCAGGCUGUGCAAUUCUCUUCAAAUAUUUUUCAGCUAAAAGUUGGUGGCUUUAGUUCAGCUAGAUAAGAGUGGACAUUAGUAUAUAAGGUCAUAGUUCACACAGAUUAUAAUUCACAGGCGAUUGUGAUUGAAAUAAUAACUGGAAUUGAACAACAUUUAGCCAGUUCUGUACAUAAAUGGUUUGCUAUGUCACAAGAUGUUAAUUUCUUCUUUGUGUACAUCAUUUAUU